Eupeodes corollae is the source of this 3880-nucleotide messenger RNA. RefSeq lists its product as uncharacterized. The coding region runs from base 894 to 1691 and encodes 265 amino acids. NCBI's taxonomy places the organism in Eukaryota, Metazoa, Arthropoda, Insecta, Diptera, Syrphidae. The record is from RefSeq and is a predicted model, not a curated record. The transcript is spliced from 5 exons.
AGAAGAUUGAAUGUGUCAUAGUGUCAUCGUGUUGUGGUGCUUUACUGACAUUCGGAUUGUCAUCGUCAAUUCAUUUCUAUGUUCAAAGUCGUCCAUUUGUCAAUUCGUCUGUCCAUCCGUCGUCGUUGUCAGUCUGUCCAUUUGUUCUCUUCAGAAUAGAAUAAUUGUCUCCAAAGUCCAAACUGUGUACAUAAAAAGCAUUAAACUCAUUAACACAGCGAUCAUGGUUUUUCAUUUUGAAUUAUUAAAAUAUUCACGAUUAAAAAAUGUAUCUCUAUCUUUUUUAAUGCGAGUUGAGUGUCUUUUUGUAUCUUUUUGUUCUGCUGUUCUACACAAUAAUUCACCCUCAACCUCAGCAUAAUACGAAUCACUAUCUAUUCUAGUUUGAAAUUCUUAAAUGUUUAUAAAUAAAAUUAAGAACAAAAAGAAGAACAAAAAUAAAAAAGGUAAAACAAAAACGCAACACUGGAAUACGUCCGUCGUCGUGCUUCGCGUCGGGUCCCGCUCGCGUCGUCGACCGGUUUCGCAAAUACCAUUUCGCACGUUUUUAUUCAAAUGAGAUUUUAAAUUAAAACAAAAUGAAAAAUGUUGUUUUUUCUUUAAUAUCUUUAUUUCCACUUGUUCGAUUUAACUGUGACUGUUGGGCUUAACAUCAGUUGACAGUGGCUAACGUUAGAGUGUGAACGCGUGCGAUAUACGGCGCUUUUCAGUAGCUACACAAAGCCAAAGCCAAAACCAUUCAUUAAAUUCUUUAGACCAGCAGGCCUAUUGCUAUUGUAUUGUAAGGGAAGGGAAGACCAGGGUUAACCUGCCUCUGUAAUAGUUAUUCCGAGAGAAGAUUCAGGUGUCCCACCUUAUAGAAGCAGAGCAAGAAGAAGAACAAAAUACAAAAUAUGGACAGAACAAAAGGUCACAUCUCAACCAGACAUGGCGUCGUCAAACAAGGUGUUCUCUGGCAACAAAGUGAUAAGCUUUUUUCAAAAUGGAAGGAGAGAUAUUUCAUUCUUACUCGUGAUCAUUUAUGCUGUCUAAAGAAAGGUGAAGGUGGUUUCCUUUGUGGUGAAACACUUUCUAAGAUUAAAUUAGAAGAUAUUAAAUCAUUAGAAUUUAUAACAAGAAUAACCCAACAAACGAUUGAAUUGACACUGGGUGGCGCUGGAGGUACUGUUGGUGGUGGAUAUAAAAUUGGAAAUGGUGAAAACCAUCGUAUUUUAUUGAAGACAAAUGGGGAUCUAAGAGAAUGGUUUGAUACAUUGAACGCAUGUUGCAAUAUCGCCAAACAACGAAGAAAUCCACAAAGCAAUUAUAUUGAAGCUAUAAAAGCUAGAGGAAGAAAUUUUCGAAGGGAAAAGACUGAAAUAAGACAAAGUUCUUGUCAUAGUGAUGGAUUAAAAUUCAUCAACUUAUCCGACCACCUACCACGUUUCUCCUUCCGAAAAUCAAGUACAUCAUCUUUACAAAAACGACCUCGCAGCAAUUCAGCUUGUCCUUACAGCAGUCCACUAACCGAUAUUGAUUCAUUAACAAUAAAUGGCUUCGACUUGCGUAAGCCCGGAGGAAGUCUCCGUUCGAAAUUACGAAAUUACGACAAAUUAUAUCGAAAUUACGAUUCAACAACCGACAAAGAAGACGACGACAGCCAAGAGCUCAGUGAAAAUGUUUGCUAUCGAAUGAGUCGACUUCAAUCAUAGCUCAAAAUGGAAUAACAAACUAAAAGCUCAAAAAUCAACAAAAUUAAAUAAAUCCUUGAAAUGAAAACUUAAAAAAACAAAAACGAACAAAAACAUAUGUAUAUCAGAUGUAGAUACAGCAAGCACAUCCUUGAGGCUAAACAGAAAUUGAAAAACGUAAAUUCUUUUGCUUUUUUAAGCUUGCCAAGGAAUCUACGUUGCCAAACGAGGGAGUCAUUCAUCAAAAUGUGUACAAUAAAAGUUACUCCCUGGUCUAAAUAAUAGUUUGCAUCGAAAGCAGUAAAACUAUCAUAAAUAGGAUCCUCAUACCUACUCCCACACUGACAGUCAAAAAAAGGUCCUCUUAACUUAAAUAACACUCUAGGUGUACCUAUCCACCUAUCUAUGUACAUAGCGACAGAGAGUCCAAUGUCAUCGUCCUAUUCGGUCCUUGUUGGUCCUCGUCCAUGGGCCAGGGCCAGGCCAACUUUGUCGCAUAAAUUUAACUCUGCCUAACCUUCAGAGUCCAAUAAUAGUGAAUAAAUUUCCGAAAGGACAUUCGGUACAGUAAUGUAUACAAAGAUAUCCAAAUAAAUAGAGUAAGAGAGAGAGGGAGUGAUAGCGAGGAAAAAAAAGGACGAACAGAACAAAAAAAUACAUAUUUAACCCUCCUUAUUACAUAUUCGAUUUAAUUCGUAUAAAUUGAGUCCUUUUGUUCAUUCAUCGCACAAAAACAAGAUGAAGACGAAAACGAAAAGCAGCGAUGGAAUGGAAGGAGAGGGGUUGACAAAAAGGACACUCUCAUCCAUCCGGAUGUAUGGAUGACAAAAACAUUCCAUUACACCAUCUCAUCCUUAUCCUUAUCGAGAGUAAUUUUAUUCUUCUUCAUUCUUCGUUUAAAGAUAGACAUCCUCUUCCUCUCUUCUCCUCAAGGAAGUAAGCCAUUCAUUGUAUAUACCUACAUACAUAUUUAUUUGUAUUGUUGACUUCCAUUUGUACUUAUACACAUAACACUCGUACACAACAAAAUCCCAUAAGAAGGACCAAAUAAAUAACACGCGCAAAUGGAAUCUCGUAUCCAUGUCAAAAGCCAAGGAUUUAUUUAACACAAAGGCCAAGGCAAAUAAUUAAGAUCGUGAAGAAGAUGACAUUAUGGUGGGAAGAAAGAAGGACGACAAAAAGGACCAAAAAGUCGUCUAUAUAUAAUAAUUACAGGUAGUUCAUAAUUGAUUUCAAGGGAAUCCGCACCGCACCGCGUCACGUUACACAAAACACUCCACCACAAGGAAGGGGGAUUAAAUUUAUUAGUUUAUCAGGACGAAAAAUGAUUAUCGUUAUAUCCAGUUAGUGUCAUUGUUGGUCGCGGCUAUAAUAAGGCUUAAACCUGCCUACACACACACCUAAAUAUCCUUGUUUCUGAUUUAAAUUCAAAUUACACUGCCAAAUCAAAAAACACACAACCAACAUCAGCAAGGAUCAAAAGGAUUAAUGUGAGCUGAAGAGUAUUAUAAUGGAUAUUAGGUAGCGCGGCGGAAAAGUCAAAAAAUCAGAAUGAAAGACAACAACAAAAAAGGAAGACUCAAAAUAAAUCGAAGCUUCUUAAUGAGCAACAACCCGCGAGGGAUAUCUAAACCACACCGCACUUCACCAAAGCUUCACCCCAACCCCAACCUACUGCUACCUAAAUUUGCAAUUUGUGCGACAAAAUGUCAAAAUUGGAAUCCUCAAACCACCAACCAUCGCCAUAGUCUUCGUCAUCAUCAACCAUCAGAAAAGCCUCACGUUGGUUGUUGGAGAUGGUUGCCGCCGAAUUGAGAUAAUAAUUUAUGCAAAAAAGGAUGAAAUUUCGCGCCCCAAAAAGGACCAAAAUAUCUUGAAGUAUGGAGAUGAGUUUUGGUUUAUGAAGAUGAAGAGUAAGAGAGAAAAGAAAUAAGUUGGGAUGUUCAUCUAAAUGCAAAUAGCUUAACGCGGAACUCUUUUUGUACUUUUUUGAGGUUAUUUUUUUUUGGUGUUGGUGUGGUUUUUUUUAAAAGGUUUUUGGAAUCAAAAUUGGGAUAGAACGAAAAAUGGGGGUUAUAACUUUUUUUUUGUUUUUGAUAUAUAUAAAAAGAUAAAUGGUAAAAAAGCUUUUGUUACUUUUUGAAAUUUUAUUGUAUACAGAAGUGUAAAUUAGAAAAUAAAAAUGGUGUCAAUUUAAAAGAAAAACACGU